UGAGCUUCCGCCCUACGGGGUGUCUGUUUGAAACAUUAGCUUUCUUUCUAGUUGGCGAGCCUUUUUGCGAUGAGGAAAAGGUUAUCUGGGCUUGGCGGUGUUGGACCAUCUGUGCGAGGGCAGCUCCUGAUGGCAUGCGUACGCAGUACCAUGUCAUUUGGCCAGCAAGCAAGGGCAACGCUACCGACAGAAGUGAGAGAGCUUGCAGAAGUUGAAGCACUGAUGGCGGCAAAGCUAUCCAGGCACCCCUUGUGGAGAUAUCACAGAGGUGAAGUGAGAAGGUCUGAAAUCUUAAAAGAGAUGCGGAUCCCUCCUUUGUCCGCGUUCUUCAAAUACAUCAAGGUCAAACAUUGGGGCCACGUACUGCGGGCGGAGUCCUCAUCUUUGGAGCGCUCAGCAAUACUAGGGCAGUUUUUUCCGGAGCAGUCGGCGAUCUCUCCGGGGCGAGAAGCUUACCUAAGAACAAUAGCUGACGAAAAAGAUGUCCCCCCUUCUGAGCGGCUGGUAUACUCGUUACAGGAUCAGGUAGCGCGGCAUCUGACUCGAGAAUGCGGACUCUCGCCAGCUAUGAUAGAGUCUCUACUUCAGCCUUGCCAGCAAGAAGAAGAGGAAGCGCAGCAGGAAGAGUUGAGUGAAAGCGAACAAAAAGGCCAUGAAGCGAAGGAACUAGAACGCUAUGCGGAAAGAAAGCAGUUUUAUUAUCUAGCGACCCGCGCUGCCUUUAUCUACAGCACAGUAGAGGAGUGGACUUCUCACGGGAGCGCACAGUGGGAAAAAGAGCAGCUCUGGGGCGAAAUGCUGUGCAAACAUCUCGAAGGAAAGUCGCGAAGCACAGCAGCGGCUGCACAGAAAGUAGAACAUGUGGAAAAGCUUCAGGUUUGGCAAAACAACGAACAAGGAGUAGCUGACGCUUCGCUACAUAAAAAGACAAUAGAAGCUACAUUUGUUCUCACCGGCGGCGCGUCGGCGACCUUAGAGUCGCUACAAGGAGGUGAGCAGCACAGUGCGGCGAUUCCAGGGGUAGUCAUAAAUCCCCAAUGUUUCGAAUCGGGUGAGGUGGCCAUAAUUCACACAAAGCAGGGAAACGAAAAACAAAGAGGGACCGCCAUAGUUAGCUUCUCAGGCCCAGUCUGGCUACAUCAGGUGCGCGCGUUCAAGCAGGGCUCUACAGCUAUGAAGUUCAAACACGUGGGCACGGUAGAAGAAGGCUGGGAAGCAUACACGGGAGAUGCGUUUACAUGUGGUGGCUUUUGCUCGGAAAUAAAGUCGCUGCGCAAGAUGGUUCUGCCGGGGGAAAAAGGAACUCUUCUAGAAUUUGCACGAGACUCACCAUUAUACAUGGUCACUGCUGCUAGUUCGAUCAGCACUAAAGCGAUUAGGAUAAGGAAAAUGCCUCACGCAGCAGGUAACUGCCCUUCGUGCGACUGGAGAUGGACGAAAAACUUCUCGCAAAAUGAAUGGGAUCUGUCCAGUCCUGAGGUGAGAGCCGACGCAUUAAUGGCUCACUUUGAACAUGAGCACCCUGUCGCAGAACCGAAAGUUGAGCCUUUAGCGCAGGCAUUGAGGAAGGUAGCGAAGCAAGACGCGCAAGGGGAUUACGCACUGAAGAAGCAAAAGCAAAGAAGAGGAUCAGGCGUCUGCUUCUGGAGGUUAAAAUCGGCAGGGCCGAAACUCAAGACAAGGAAGAAACAUCCCGAGCGAUAUGAGUGUCGCAUAUGUGACAUGCGUUUUGCUACCUCGUACGGAUCGAUGAAGCAACAUGAACAAGCUCACCAAGCCAAUGAACCAACCAAAUCGUACAAGGUUGUGAUCAAGUCCACCCCGACUCGCGCAGCAGUUGGAAGCGUUCAGAACUUAUACAGACCUGAGCAGCACGCGAUACAUCCAACGACAGGAAAGUACUACCCUGGGCCAGGCGUCAAGCUGCACAAACUGUACAUCCCGACAAUUCUGCGCUGCAAAGAACGAACGAAGAAAUGCCUGAGAUGUCACAAGUGCGAAAAAUGGAAAGUAGAGUUUGACGAAGAAGUGAUGACGAUGUUGGCAAGAUCAAAAAGGAUAGAUCUACUCAAGAGACACAUGAGGAAGUGCAAGAAAAAGUAGAGGUCAAAAAAGUAACGAAAAAGUGGAAAGAGUUUCUCUCUUUGUUAACCUAAAACUAAAACUUAACCUUCAUAUACAUAAAAAAAAGCAUUGAGAAGCCCCAACAAAAAACAAAUCCUAAUUAAUCCCUCCAAUGCAAACCCAUGCACUAGACAACACCUCGCGAACAGGUACAUGAAUGAAUGAAUGAAAGUUAGUUCC
Molecule: messenger RNA, 2304 nt
Organism: Amoebophrya sp. A25
Lineage: Eukaryota; Dinophyceae; Syndiniales; Amoebophryaceae
Source: the annotation of a GenBank genome assembly